AUGUAUUUCUAUCGUCUUGUCGUUAUCUUUUUGCUGUUGUGUAGCCUUUCAAAAUGUAUCCGCUUGAGAAAAAUAGAGAAAACUGCAAAGUGCACAGAGGAUAUUCGCUAUUUUAGCCAAAACAAUUUAUUUGCUGCUGAAUGUAUUACCUUGAGUGCUGUCAAGCGGGGAUAUCGAUAUUUUGGAUACAAGAAUACGACAGUGGACGGUCGAGCGUGUGUUCCGUGGAAUCGUGUCUGGCACUACUUUGCGUUGAACGAAAUCACAGAUUACCCGCGAAUUCACGAGAGGCAAACACAUAGCUAUUGUCGUCAAGCUGCUGAAUACGAUGCUCAUCCGGAUGUUUUUACAUUUUCCUUUGAUGGUUCACUGAUGCCAUAUUGCUAUGCCUAUAAAAAGGAUCAAACAACCCUCGAGCCCGUGCUUUGCUUUAAUCUUUGUAAUAAAGCAUGUGUAAAAGGAGAUCCUCCCGUUGUGCAGAAAAUCGUACAAGUUGUCGAUCCACCUGAACCCAAUUACAACGAAGAGAUACUCGAUAAUUUGGCGCACUAUUUUAAGGCAUACAAUUGGGGAAGCGAUGAAGCUAUUCAUCUUUACUAUGAUGAGCUUCAAUCAACCAUCAAACAUUCGGAAGCUUUCCAUAAAGGGAGAACUGGGGCUUUCUUGGGAGCGCUCGUGUUUAUGUUGAUCAUUUCUUUCUACUUCUUGGUCGUGUGCACUCUGAAACGGCGAGCGAGAAAUAGUCGUGAAAAGAAAGACGCGGAGAAGGCAAACACGGGAAAGACGGCAACGCAAAAUGCAAUCACGAAAGCCACAUCCACAACUUCCCAAAAAAAG
Molecule: messenger RNA, 837 nt
Organism: Mesorhabditis belari
Lineage: Eukaryota; Metazoa; Nematoda; Chromadorea; Rhabditida; Rhabditidae
Source: the annotation of a GenBank genome assembly